CUGCGCGGGCAGAUAUCAAACUUCCUUAGUUACUAUCGAAGCUAGCUGCAUAAUUUGCAACGCAGGUGUUCAAUCAACAGUCAGUGUAUAGUAGACUUUUGCCAUCGUACAGAGGAUCUUGUGUACUCAGCAUUUAUUGCUUCAUCAGUUUGAGUAUUCUUAUCAACCAUCGAACUAGAUCUUUCAAGGAUCUUUGAAGACAAUUCGAGAAUUAUGGAAAGUGCAGCCUUGAGUGGGCUGCAUUUGCAGACACCAUAUGUUUAUUCCUGGAUUAAUACCUUACAAUCACGUAACAGCUCUCAGCCAAUGGAGAAUAGAAACCGCAACAAUUCUCCAUCUUUGUCAAGUAACACCACUUACAGUGGGCAUAGUUCUCAUGCGUCAUUAAGUGAGGAGGCCAUCCCCUUCCCCAGGGAUGCCUCUACUAGGGCCUCUUCCCUAGAGGGCUCCCUAGCCCAUGAAGUCUCUAGCCAGGGAUCACCGUCAUCUCCAUUCACCAUCUCCCAUUAUGAGAGAAUUGGAUCUUAUGUACAUGAUAUUUACAAGCAGAAGAAGAUAUGUGAUGUCGCCUUUCAGGUGGGUGAGCUCGUAAUACCAGUACACAAAGUUGUACUGGCAUCACAGAGUACGCUCUUUAAGGAAAUUUUCGAAGCAAAGGAAUUUUCCUCUGAUCCUGUCACCCCAAAGAUAAUCAGGGUGAAGAAUGUUGAACCUGCUGCCUUGGAAACCUUCAUUAACUUCUUAUAUACAGGUCACAUUGAGGUUAGAAAUUCGAAAUUUAUACCUGACAUCCUGAAGUUGUCAGAGAUAUUUGAAGUUGAAACACUAUCGAGGCGUUGCAUCGACGGAUUGAAAAACAUAAGCAGUGCAGAACUUCUUAAAUUACUACCAGUAAUGAGGAGAAACAAGAACAUACCAAUGUGCAGAACUAUCAUGCAACUGCUCUGCAAAAACUUCAUGACCUGGAGAAAAACCAAAGAAUUUUUAUGCUUGGAUGUAGAGACUGUCCUCAUGAUUCUCUCCGAUGACGGUCUGAAUGUCCAUUCUGAGAUGGAUGUUUUCUUGACAGCCGUGGAUCUCCUUAAGCAUAUUGGAGCAGACUGUAUCGAAAAGAUAAUGGGAUGCGUCAGAUUCCCAUUGCUUACUGGAGAGCAGCUUUUCUCCUGUUUCAAAAUCUGUCCAAUUUUGAGAGACUACCACCAGGUGAUAAUGGACAUCACCUUGGCAAAUUGGAUUCAGACUUCCUUGUCUCUGGGUGGAGAAGACCCCCUGGAUCUCCAAAUUCCUACCCCUCGCAGCCACACCAACAGUGCUACUAGUGUAGCCAGCUAUAUCAGUAAUCAUUCUAGCACUGAGCAGGUUGAUGAACAGGAGGACCCUGAUGUUGAGGUUGAAAUAUGUCGUAUGUCAGAGGACAUGGCUCGAGAUUUCAACACGCACGCCUACUUGCACAGCGCAAGCUCCUCAACCAUUUCCAAAUUUCCCCUCACUGAACAAUACAGCAAUUCCAAAUUGGCUGGAGACUGCAGUAUGUUGGGUGGUUUUGGAGAGCAUCAAAGAGUCCAAAGGGAGAUGCUUGCUAAAGAAAAGUGGAACAUUUCUCCAGAUCAUCAUGCCAAGGAGGUGCAAAACAAACAAGGGCAAGACAGGCGCAUUCUCCAUAGCUUGGAUCUAGGAAUGGGAGAGAGAUUUGGCCAAUUCCGCAAAGAGAAGAAGAGGGACCCAAACAAGUCUACUCGUAAGAAAAAGAAAAGGGAGGUGGAAAAAAGAGAUUGGGAGCAGACCAAUCAGGAGGGAAAACUCUCGGACGAGAGUGACCAGCUCCGGAACAAGGCCAUGGUGUGGGGAGGCACCCAGUGGUUCUUGAUUGGUGGACCUGGGCAUGAUGGAAGCCCCUCCAAGAAAGUCAAGGCAUACAGCUAUGAAACCAAGCAAUGGACCUCCCUUGCUCCUAUGAAUGUUGCUCGUAUGGACCACACACUAUGCCUCCUGGACGGAAUGAUAUAUGCUAUUGGAGGCAUUGGUAAAAGGGGCCGGGUUCUAAGCAGGGUUGAGUGUUACAACCCAAAAACCAAUUGCUGGUUCUAUGUGAAGUCCUUGCCAGAGCCAAGGACUGGAGCCUCAGCCACCACAGAGAAUGGCCGCAUUCACUUGUCUGGGGGGUACGGAGCUCUCAAUGAUGGCCAAGUAUCAGACUUCGUGGAUACCAUGGAAAUCUACAAUGUGGAUGCUAACAAGUGGACCACUGGAUUCUAAAGCAUAGAUCAUGGAUUUAUUUAACUGAAUUUUUAUGUAAAGUUUUGUGAAAAUUUUUAAAGUUUUGUGCUUUUUAUUGUGUAUUAAAAUGUUGUGUUUAAAUGGAUAACUUGCAAGCACUGCAAAUAAGGCUAAUAUUUGUAAUGAAUUUUUUGUAAUAAAUUUUAUGCAUCACA
Molecule: messenger RNA, 2432 nt
Organism: Magallana angulata
Lineage: Eukaryota; Metazoa; Mollusca; Bivalvia; Ostreida; Ostreidae
Product: actin-binding protein IPP-like
Exons: 8
Coding region: 214-2256 (680 amino acids)
Molecular function (GO): protein binding
Source: RefSeq, a predicted model, not a curated record